Molecule: messenger RNA, 312 nt
Organism: Candida dubliniensis CD36
Lineage: Eukaryota; Fungi; Ascomycota; Pichiomycetes; Serinales; Debaryomycetaceae
Product: putative transposon protein
Exons: 1
Coding region: 1-312 (103 amino acids)
Source: RefSeq, a predicted model, not a curated record
AUGGGGUAUACACAGACAGACGAAAAUAAACCAAAUGAAACUGAAUAUGUUUGUUAUUUCAUCGUUGAUCUCUUUUCGGGGCAAGUUCCGAAAAGAAGAAUCAAAACCAAUAACAAUACAAAUAACCCUUCAGCUUUUGAACAAUGUACCAGCAGAGUGUUGUCUAACUGCAAAUACUGUGAGUACUGCAGAUCGAUGGCACAUACCAAGUAUCACUGCCCCCUCAUCAAGCCUUGCGCCAAUUGCGGUGUAAAGGGACAUAAAACCACUAGCUGUAAAAAAAAACUACGCCGGCUCCAAAGAGGGUUUUAA